AUGGAUAAAAAUCAUUCAAUGAUUCGUUUAUUUAAUGAUGAAGACAUACUAACAUUUACUCGACAUCUUACUCAACUGAUAAAUAAAUUAAAUUAUUUCAAACUUCAGAAUGAACAAUGGUCCUAUUAUUAUCAUCUUGGUAUAACAGAAGGUCUUUGGACUGGACGAAUUUCGAUGAAAAUGGCUUUAAAUAAUUCAAUGCAUUAUACUUACGGCAGAUCAAAAAAUUUAAUUGAACAACGUCGAAAAAAAUAUGAAAAACAAUUGGAAUUUAUUCGAAAUGAAGCUGAAAAAUAUAUCAAACAACCACGUAAUAUUACUGCUCAGAUUGAUAUGAAUAAUAUGAUGACCAUCAUUACUUAUCUUAUACAUAAGGAUCAAUAUCAAUUAAGUAUAGAAUUAGAAAGACGUCGAGGUACGCUUAAAUUUGAUGCCAAAGAUCAUCAAUUGGUUCAAGCAUUUUAUCAGUUGAAACCAAGAAAAACUGAGAUUCAUUCAGCUAAAAUGAUAUGGAAAACAAUUCAUGAAGAACAAAAACUACAAUACGAAAUUGCUAUGUUCAAAGAGUGGUUGUCAUUAAAAACAACAUUAACAAAUUGUACUUUACAAGAUCUAGCAUUGAUCAAAAUUAACGAAAUAUUUACACAAUUAGUUUUUAAUAAACAAUUACAACCAACAAAUCAUCUAUCGAUGAAUGAUCAUAAUAAUCAAAUAAACAGUCCAAAUCAAUAUAUACAUGACUUAUCAGCAGACACUUUAUCUAAAGCUGAGAAAUUAGCUCAAAAUUAUACUCAAAAAGUUAUCGAUGAGAAAACAAAAUUAUUGAACGACUUUCAAUGGCUUGAGUAG
Molecule: messenger RNA, 849 nt
Organism: Rotaria sp. Silwood2
Lineage: Eukaryota; Metazoa; Rotifera; Eurotatoria; Philodinida; Philodinidae
Source: the annotation of a GenBank genome assembly